AUGCCUGCUGAGUGCAAUAACCGCACUAGAACCAACAAUGCGACUCAAAGUACUCCACGUUGCCCUCUGGCUCCUUCUAGGCACAACAAUUCUCCGACAACUGGUGUACAAAGAGUGCCAACCCCUUAUCCUUCCCACCUCCAGGCGUUAGAAGAAUGGUUCACAGCUGGAAUAAUAGAAAUGCCAACUCCUGUCUGCCCUAUCCUAAGUUUUCCUUCCCAGUCUAACUCUGAGGAUUCUUCAAUAGAGUUUCUUAGUGAAGGGGGAUUUUGGUAUCCUUUUGCACCCCUGCCAAGCAUCACCCAUCGACCGUUCCUUAUCCCAGGUCUCUUGGAUUCUUCCAAUAGCAAUGCCAUAGUCUUACAUCAAUUCCCUGGACCUCUGGAGAUCUCCCACAAUACCUCAGAAGCGACCACUGGAUCUUACCACCUUGUGCCUGUACAGGUCUUCCCACCCUCAUUGUCUACAAACAUCUUGUCCUCCCAAAAUCCUGACAGUCCUGUUGCUGCAUUCACUGAUUCCCCCAGCAUGCCACCCCUUGCCUCUGAUGUCUCCAACAAUGAUAGCAUUAAUCAUCCUCACAAUCUACAACUGCUAGCCAAUGUCAGUGAGUAUGUUACGGCGAUGGAAGGGUAUAGCAGCGAUCCCCAGGAAUUUUUAGUCUACAGCGACGACAUAAUCCAACAACCUUCAAACGACAUCACCAGGGCCUGGCGAUCCAUUCCCUUUGACACCUCUACCCCUGUUCAAGACAUUGAACCCCUGGAGCGCAUACUACCCCACUUCCCAGGAGCCUACGCUAACUUCAUUACAUGA
This is a messenger RNA of Fibroporia radiculosa, 816 nucleotides long. RefSeq lists its product as uncharacterized. The transcript has a single exon. NCBI's taxonomy places the organism in Eukaryota, Fungi, Basidiomycota, Agaricomycetes, Polyporales, Fibroporiaceae. Bases 1 to 816 code for a protein of 271 amino acids. The record is from RefSeq and is a predicted model, not a curated record.